AUGAGCGUAAAAAGCAGUUCCGAGGAACCUUCUUGGGAUUUGGAGCCAGUCUGGCGCCCCUGGACGCCAGAGGCUGCCAUCCCAAUGAACAGGUAUCGUCGCCACGUCAACCAAAAAUUCAAUCUUGAUUUGAUAAAUUCCCGGCAACUUCAGAAGUGGUCUACCUCUUCCCCUCAGGAGUUUUGGAUUGACCUCUGGUCCUACCUUGAGAUCGUGCCGGAAUUACCCAAGGAAUUAACGAGAGCAUAUGACCCUGCCAUCCCUAUAGAUGAAAUACCUCCAUUCUUUGAGGGUGCUCAUGUCAACUACGCUGAGAAUGUGCUCAAUCAGCCUCAUGUCUCGCCGAAUUCAAUAGCACUGGUUGGAAUCCGCGAGGGCCAGAGUUUGGAGGGAGAGCAAUGGACUUGGUCCGAAUUGCGAGAACGGGUUCGAGAAACUCGUAGUGCUCUGAUCAGAAGUGGCGUUCAAGAGGGUGAUCGCGUUGCUGCAAUCAUUUCAACAUCUAUAUGGUCCGUCACAAUCUUUCUAGCUGCCGCAAGUUUGGGGGCAAUAUUCACAUCCAUCGCCUCUGACUUUGGAGUCGAAGGAUGCGCAUCUCGGCUGGAACUUGUAGGACCAUCUAUAAUCUUCGCGGAUAGCCACGUCACAUACAAAGGCAGCCAGCGAGAAAAUCUAGAUAAAACAUCUUCCAUUCUGUCCCGGCUGAGCCAUAAGCCACUCGCUGUCCUUAUUGAGCUUCAACGGACACCAAAACGUUCAUUUUUAACUCUAUCGGAAUUUCUUUCGAGGUCCGAUAAGAGGGACAAGCUCGAGUUCAAGCGCCUACCGUUCUCCUCCCCGCUAUAUAUAUUAUAUUCCAGCGGAACAUCAGGUCCUCCGAAAUGCCUGGUUCACCAUCAUGGACUUAUCCUACAACACCAGAAGGUAGGCAAGUUGCACAACUCACUCAAGGCCGGGGAUAUUGUCUUUCAAUACUCCAGCCCAUCAUGGGUAUUGUGGAAUGUAAUGGUCGGCCACUUGUCUGUGGGAACAACUUUAGUCCUCUAUGAUGGCUCCCCAACCUUCCCAUCUCCAGAGAAAAUGUUGGAAAUCGUACAGAGACAUAAGGUGAAUUAUUGGGGUGUAUCUCCACGCUAUCUCCAACAGUUGGAGAUUGACGGAGUGAUGCUGAAAGACAAAUAUAACCUCGAAUCCCUUCGAAUGGUUCAGACCACGGGAGCGCAUUUAUCGGCUAGCCAAUACUAUUGGUUCUACAAAGUGUUCCCAUCCAAGAUCCACCUCACGAACGUCGCAGGCGGCACUGACAUUGCAACUUCGUGGGUUGCCUCUGACCCAACUGGUCCUGUGUAUCCUGGCGAAACGCAAAUGCCGGCACUUGGCCAUGAUGUGGACGUAGCCGACCCCAUCACCGGGCAAUCAACAAGGGACAUUGGUGGCGCUGGUGAGCUGAUUUGUCGACUACCCUUCCCUUCAAUGCCAGUCUUCAUGUGGGGAGACAAGGAUAACAAGACGUACAAGGAGAGCUAUUUCCAGAAGUUCGAUUUCCCAUGCUGGGCUCAGCACGAUUGGAUCAGUUUCAACCCUGUGACAGGUGGCUCAACCAUUCACGGCCGAAGUGACGGAAUACUCAACCCUCAAGGCAUACGAUUCGGAUCAUCUGAGAUAUACGCCAUCACUGAAGCUUCUCCAUUCAACAAAGCUAUUGAGACUACGCUAUGUGUUGGCAGAACACGCAAAGGGCUAGACACUGACGAAUCGGUAUUUCUCUUUGUCAUAAUGCGCGAGGGCCACCACUUCGAUGCCACUCUAGAAAAGAACAUCUGCGACGCUAUCCGCUCUGGCUUAAGCGCACGACAUGUCCCCCGCUUCGUGCUGCCAGUGAACGAGAUACCGAUUACGGUGAAUGGGAAGAAGGCGGAAACUCUGGUCAAGCAAGUCAUUUGCAGUGGAGAAAUACCGAAGAGAAUCAGCUCGACCGUGGUAAACAGUGGCUGCUUAGAAAGUUUCCGGCAGUACUACCAUUUGGAGCUGCAGCAACCAGGCACUAGAUCCAAGCUAUAG
Clonostachys rhizophaga is the source of this 2061-nucleotide messenger RNA. NCBI's taxonomy places the organism in Eukaryota, Fungi, Ascomycota, Sordariomycetes, Hypocreales, Bionectriaceae. The record is from the annotation of a GenBank genome assembly.